GAGUGUCAGGAACAUAACCAUAUGCAGGACAGUUGAGUUCAGGUUCUGAGGUUCAGCUCCAUCCAACAGGUGCAGUGCAAACUUGAAGCAACACCAUGUAACUUUUGCUUACGGUUCCCUCAUGGUUGAUAAGCGCAAUUGUCUGUUACCAGUGUCGUAAAUACUGUCGCUGUAUAAGCUUGCCUGUGGGCAGCGCAAUACACGUGAAUUUGUUGACUAAGCUGACAGAACCUGCGAAUGGAGAAACCUCGUUUGGAAACCAUGUCCACCGACCAAGACAUUCUCAUAAUGGAUACAGAACUUUCUAAAACUGAUGACAACUGUGGCGAUCACUCCACUACUGAACAGGGCAUGGAAAAAACACAGCAGUCCUUGGAACCCUGUGAGAAACCUGACGAUAAACAGUCAAAAUCUAAGCAGGCCGCUAGCAAUGAGAUCCCAGAAAAGAUGCCUGCCGCAGUGGUUGAGGCACCUGGAGAAGAGCAAAAUCCAAAACAAAAAGGACAGAAGAAGAAACCCAGAAAUCCAUUUAUGCCCCAGGUUGCCGCAAAGAACAAAGGAACACAGAAGAAGAAUGGAAACCAAAAUGAAGACAGUGGCAGUGACCUUGCAGAGACUAAAGGCCACAAGAAGUCCCUCAUGGAAUGGCUGGAUGAGUUCCGUUUAAGUGAAACUCAGAGAGAGGAUGAGGAGGAUCUUGAUGGCCUCAUGGAUUGGUGGAACACUGUGGAGCAAUGGGAAGACAUGCCCAAAAGUGACAACAUGACAGAGAAAGAGGAAGCCAAGGCUUUUGCUGUAACAGCUGAAAAGGUGCAAAAGGGCAUACGAGUGUUUAACAAACUUUUCUCAGAACGGGCGGAAGGACUGUGGCAGCAUGUGAUCGACCUGCAUGCCAUUGCUGAUGGCCUAGACCGAUUCAACAAGAAAACCAAGAUUGCCCAGAUCACUGGUGGCUCCACCAGUGCUGUGGGAGGUGUUGCUACCAUAACUGGCCUCAUCUUAGCACCUUUCACAAUGGGAACCUCUCUGAUCGUCACUGCAGUUGGCCUGGGUGUUGCCAUGGCAGGUGGUCUUACCUCUGCAUCCGCUGGGAUAUCCAGUACCGUCAACAACACUUUGGAUCGCAGAAAGGUAGAGCGCAUUGUGGAAGACUAUCAGGCGAAGAUGGCUGACCUUAACAAGUGCAUGAAGUUCAUCAAGCAAGGCAUUACAAACCUACGCAAGUUCAACCUGAAUAAGAUGAAGAACAAUGCAUACAAUCGAGACUUCCCUUGUUUUGACAAUAUCUAUGAGGACAGCGCUAUGGCGGGCAAAGCUAUUCUAACCAAUGCCAAUGAAAUUAUGCGUGUGAUGCAGAUAGCCAAUGCGGCGGGAACCACUGCGGCACGUGCUGUGCAGAUCGCUAGUAUAUCCACAGGUGUUCUGACGGGGCUUUUUGUCGGGAUGGACAUCUAUUUUGUGGCCAAGGACUCCCAUGAACUGAAAAAUGGUGCAAAGUCAGAAUUUGCUGCCAAGAUUAGAGAGGUGGCAGAUCAGCUACAUGAGGGCUUGAUGGAACUUAACAUAAUCCGAGAUGAGUUGCGAUUGACCACCACUCUGAAAGAAGACAAACCAUCUUGACAAACCUCUGUAAACACUCCUCUGAGUUUAUUAUUACAUUCACAAUAGAUGAUAUAAAAUUGUAUGGUUAUAGAACUAUACUGGCUUUCCUUAUUCGACAGAAGAGGAAAUUUGGGAUCUUAACUUGUUUUUAUUACUUUAUUUCCACUGCUUGUUAGGGUAUAAUUG
Molecule: messenger RNA, 1788 nt
Organism: Sinocyclocheilus grahami
Lineage: Eukaryota; Metazoa; Chordata; Actinopteri; Cypriniformes; Cyprinidae
Product: apolipoprotein L6-like
Exons: 10
Coding region: 238-1620 (460 amino acids)
Biological process (GO): lipid transport; lipoprotein metabolic process
Cellular component (GO): membrane; extracellular region
Molecular function (GO): lipid binding
Source: RefSeq, a predicted model, not a curated record